Molecule: messenger RNA, 1272 nt
Organism: Morus notabilis
Lineage: Eukaryota; Viridiplantae; Streptophyta; Magnoliopsida; Rosales; Moraceae
Product: thylakoid lumenal 29 kDa protein, chloroplastic
Exons: 11
Coding region: 130-1185 (351 amino acids)
Biological process (GO): hydrogen peroxide catabolic process; cellular response to oxidative stress; response to reactive oxygen species
Cellular component (GO): chloroplast thylakoid membrane
Molecular function (GO): peroxidase activity; heme binding
Source: RefSeq, a predicted model, not a curated record
UCACUCCACAUAAACCCCGAGCAAUACUGGCCCACUUCCAUAUCUUCUCCUCCAUUUCUCCACACCAACAGAGUCUCUGAUAGUAAAAGAGUUCAGAGAAAUUUUCAAGGAAAAAGACCUUAAUCUCUUAUGGUCAUGGGGGUCUCCUUCCUCUCAACUGUCCCUUCCUUGCUUCCUCUCUUUUCUGUCUCUUCAACAAGUACCAACACUUCCAUUGCCACCCGAUGUCCUACUCACGCAGCUUCAAUUCGUUGUAGUAAAAUGGAAGCUGCUUAUCAUGACGAUCGGUUCCGUCGCAGGGACAUUCUUAAGUGCAUCGGUGCCUCCAUCAGCAUGGGGUUGAUAACAAGCUCGGACGGAUUAGUGGAAACGGCCAGUGCUGCUGAUUUGAUACAACGAAGACAGCGUUCCGAAUUUCAAUCAAAUAUCAAGGAGACCCUUUAUCAAGCAAUAAAGAAAAAUCCAGAUAUUGUCCCAUCUCUACUAACUUUGGCACUGAACGAUGCUACAACGUACGAUAAGGCUACUAAAUCUGGGGGCCCAAAUGGAUCCAUACGAUUCAGCUUAGAGAUAAGCAGACCUGAAAACAAAGGGCUUGCUGCUGCUUUGAAUCUUUUGGAGGAAGCAAAGAAGGAGAUAGAUUCCUACUCUAAGGGUGGACCUAUUUCCUAUGCAGAUCUCAUUCAAUUAGCAGCUCAAAGUGCCGUUAAAUCUACCUUUUUAGCUGCUGCUAUUCGCAAAUGCGGUGGAAAUGAAGAGAAGGGGAACUUAUUGUACAGUGCGUAUGGUUCAAACGGGCAGUGGGGCUUGUUUGAUAAACAAUUUGGGAGGUCAGAUUCCCAAGAGCCAGAUCCGGAGGGCAGGGUUCCCCUAUGGGAGAAAGCCACUGUCCAAGAAAUGAAAGACAAAUUCUCUGCUAUUGGCUUUGGCCCACGUCAGCUAGCUGUGCUGUCCGCAUUCUUGGGUCCUGAUCAGGCUGCGACUGAGGCCUUGUUGGUCGCAGAUCCGCAGGUCAAACCCUGGGUUGAGAAAUAUCAACGAAGCCGAGAGACUGUAUCGCAGACAGAUUAUGAGGUUGAUUUGAUAACAACUCUCACCAAAUUGAGCAGCUUGGGCCAGCAAAUCAAUUAUGAAGCAUAUACGUAUCCCAGGGAAAAAGUUAAUCUCGGCAAACUAAAAUUGUAGAGAGCAAACAGGAGCAUGUUCUAUCAGAGCACCAACUUCGGAAAAUGAAUAGCUGAUUCUUGCGAUCCAUAAUAGCGCUUUUUUUUU